This is a messenger RNA of Spodoptera frugiperda (fall armyworm), 1385 nucleotides long. RefSeq lists its product as uncharacterized. The transcript is spliced from 3 exons. The record is from RefSeq and is a predicted model, not a curated record. Lineage: Eukaryota; Metazoa; Arthropoda; Insecta; Lepidoptera; Noctuidae. Bases 294 to 1100 code for a protein of 268 amino acids.
UUCGCAACCGCACUAUUAUAGACGUUUACCGGAAUCGAGACGUGUUUCUGUAGAAAAAAAAACACGUUUCAGGUUUUUCUUUUUAAAUUCUCGAGGGUGACUCUAAUUUGGUGAAAGUGUAAAAUUAUUUUUUGUGAAAUAAAUUGUUGCAGGAGCACGGAGCAGCGUCGAGCGAGCGACUGUGAACAACACUGCGCGUUUUGUAAAACUCCGCGUAGUAACGAAGCUUGUUAGCGUACUUUAGUAAGAAGAUUGUCUGCAGGAGCGAAGACACCUUCAGAACGAGAGAACAAAUGGAACUAAUGAGUUCCUUGUUGUUCUGCGCGCUAGUCGUACAUUUCCCGCAAGCGUCAGGGGAUAAACGCGUAAGACGGCUAAGACUAGCAGAUAUAGAUAUAAAAUAUAACAACUCGAUGAUGAUUAACCAAAUGCCGAUGCCAAAAAAGAUACUUUUAAACAUUAACGGACCACCCUUGGUAAAUAUACUCAGUGAUCUACAAAUGGUUUUUAUGGAUGUGAAAUGUAGAAGAUGUAUCGAUUGUAUGGAACGAGCAAUCAAAGCCUAUAAGUCUCAAUAUCACGUUUUAAAAUCUCGACCAAGAUCGGACGAAUUACAUGAAGAAGUAUUAAGAAAUCGUUACGUAUAUAGUGUGCGUAACAAGAGAGAAAUAGCGAAAGAAACGCCACACACAACUACUCCAAAAACUAAAAGAAGUAAAUCAAAGAAGAAAGCUACAAAAUCGGUGACGGUAACUAAAUACGUUGACGGAGAGGUUUACGCGUUAAAAGUUAAAGAAACGAAUACACAAGUGAACGCAGAACAAAAUAACGUGACUCAUUCGACAACUUGUCAAAUUUAUAGUGUCAAGAAAUCGUACCCUUGUGACAGUCCCGAGUCUAUCACAUUUUUGGCCAUCGCUAAAAGAAAGGUGAAUAAGAAAAUGAAGAAAGACAAGGAAAGACAGAGACUAAAUUCAUUAAUAACAACUACGACUACUACAGAAAAGCCUAGUUUUUUAGCUCCAGCGUAUAAGAAACGACAUGUAGACAACUCUCAAGUUCCAGAAAAUUUUAUGCCUUCAAUAGAAGAAUUAUAUUAGUAUAGCGCGUAGGUGAUAGUAUAAAUUUAUUUAUAAGUUAUUUAUGUUAGUAUUUUAGACAGUCAUUAAAUGCUUUUCUCAUUGAUUACACAUUUUCUGUUCUAAUACAGAAAAGUCUAGUCAAAAUUGUUUCUUUUUUUUCCAUUGUGCACCUAUAUUCUUUUCGUAUCACAAUAUUUUAUCAUUCGUAGAUAGUUUCCUAUUAAAUUUUGCAUUGUAUAAUUUAGUACAUUCAUUUUUUUUAUAUGUUCAUUGAAAAAUAAAAACCAUGGCUAGAUCAAGAAA